Prunus dulcis (almond) is the source of this 916-nucleotide messenger RNA. RefSeq lists its product as uncharacterized. The record is from RefSeq and is a predicted model, not a curated record. Lineage: Eukaryota; Viridiplantae; Streptophyta; Magnoliopsida; Rosales; Rosaceae. The transcript is spliced from 2 exons. The coding region runs from base 31 to 834 and encodes 267 amino acids.
CCCCUGACCAAUUACUACAAUCAUUGAAUCAUGUACGGGAAUCCCACACAAGAGGUCUCUGUGGUUAAAAAGUGUUUGGAGGAGGUGAAAGCAGCAGCAGAAGGAGGAAGCAAUUUAAGAGGCGGCAAUGGCAUAAUAAAGCUGGAUGCGCUGCUUCCAAAUGAGAUCAUAAAAUAUGUAGAAGAUGAGGAUUUUGGGGAAGCAGCUGAGCUUCAGUGGAAGGCAGUGGUGGAGGACAUGUACCUAAAGCAAAAGCAAGGGGAAGAGAGUUGGGCCACCGAUUUCAUGGCCAUACCAGUCAUAGAAUUGGCAGUGUGUUUUGGAUUUGUGCUGUCUGAACUGAUUACAGAUCUGGCAUGGAAAGGAAAGGUGAUCAGUUUUGGUCAUUUACCUGAUCAGCCGCUGCUGCAUUUAAUACAAGGCGAUGAUCUCAAGUCCAUGCGCGAGUUUAUGAUGAGGACAUGCUUCAGGGAGUCCAACGAGGGUGUUGAUUUGCGGAAAGUGUUUGAUUUGAUUCUGGAAGUGGUUGUAAAUGAGAACUUGAAGGCAGAGCAGAUUAUCAAGAAAGUGUUUGUGUUCACCGACUUCAAGGGAUUUUUUAGCUGCACCUCGAUGAUGCCACACAUUUUGCUUUGGAAUAUUUGUGACUGGAAGUUUCCUCAUUCCAAAGAACAUCAUCCAGGGGUGACGAUGGUGAGUGGCUUCUCCGACAAUUUGAUUAAGUCCUUCUUGGACAAUGGUGGGGAAAUUGGCCCGCAAGCUCUCAUGGAAGGAUCCAUUGCUACAAAGAGUAUCAAACUUUCUCUGUGGUUGAGUGUAACUUUUGCACUUUGAUCAAAGAUUUACAGAUAAGCGGCAGGCCGGUUUAAUAAGUAACAAAUUUGAUCAAAUUUGGUGAAUGAGCUAUUUUUUUGAA